Messenger RNA from Trametes versicolor FP-101664 SS1, 1044 nucleotides. RefSeq names its product HET-domain-containing protein. The record is from RefSeq and is a predicted model, not a curated record. The transcript has a single exon. NCBI's taxonomy places the organism in Eukaryota, Fungi, Basidiomycota, Agaricomycetes, Polyporales, Polyporaceae. The annotation marks the transcript as partial.
UAUCUCGCCCUCAGUUACGUGUGGGGCGAGGCACAACCGCACAAGACCACCAAAUCCAACGUAUCUGCUUAUCACGACGCCAUUCCCCGCUCUCUCCUCCCGCAAACCAUCCUCGACGCAAUCUAUGUCACCCACGCCCUUGGGUUCAAGUACCUCUGGGCGGAUAGCCUGUGUAUUGUGCAAGACUCGGGCAAGGACAAGCUACACGAGAUCGGGAAGAUGCAUCUCAUCUACCGGUACGCAUAUUUAACCAUCAUCGCCGCCAGCGCACAGCGGGUCAGCGACGGCUUCCUGCAGGAUCGUUCGGCACCACCACCACCCAAGUUCACUCUUCCGUUCAUCUGCCCCCCGCGCCCUCACUCCCCGGACGAUGACGUUACAGAGCCUUGCGCCCGGGGAGAAGUGCACUACUUCGAUGAGGUCUGGGACACGCCAGGGGACUCAGAGCCUGUGGACAGGCGGGGUUGGUGCCUGCAAGAACUCCUGAUGUCUCCGCGCGCGCUCCUCUUCGCGUCGAAGACGCUCCGGUUCAGGUGCCAAGACACCACGCUGAACGUUGGCAACUCGAUUCACCGCACGACGUUCGACGUCCGGCUGCCCGACAUCCUCUUCGACCCCGCGCCGCCGCCUCUCCAACCCGGCUCGACGGAAUGGUGCGACGUCCACCUUCGGUGGCGCGAUGUUGUGCAUCAGUACAGCGCGCGCACCCUCGGAACGUCAUCGGACAAGCUCGUUGCGUGCGGCGCGCUUGCGGAGGCGUUCCAACGCGUCCUGCGCUGCGACUAUCUCGCGGGUUUAUGGCGCUCGGAGAUGCUCCUCAACGACCUGCUCUGGAGGGUGCGGGACCCCGUAGAUCUCGAAUAUCCAGCGACAUAUCGAGCGCCGUCGUGGUCGUGGGCCGCCGUCGACGGGCAAAGCACCUCCGACUUCUUCCCCCGCGGGCCGGAGAUUGUCGUCGGUGCAAAGGUGGUUCGUUGCGAUGUCACCCUCAAGGAUCCGGAGCUUCCAUUCGGCGAAGUGACGGGUGGGUCCCUUGUGCUGCGC